Rhinolophus ferrumequinum (greater horseshoe bat) is the source of this 3356-nucleotide messenger RNA. RefSeq names its product collagen beta(1-O)galactosyltransferase 1 (gene COLGALT1). Gene Ontology annotation, molecular function: procollagen galactosyltransferase activity. The transcript has 12 exons. The coding region runs from base 155 to 2023 and encodes 622 amino acids. The record is from RefSeq and is a predicted model, not a curated record. Lineage: Eukaryota; Metazoa; Chordata; Mammalia; Chiroptera; Rhinolophidae.
GGCAGGGCCUGGGAGGCGGGCCCUGAUGGCUGAUUCACGCCAGGCGCCCUCUUCCUCUUUAAGGCGAGCGGCUGGGGCGAGGCCCUGACGGCCCCUUUAAGGCGCGUCCCACGUCCGCCGGUAGAAAAGCGGCUUAAAGGAGACGCGUGGCGCGAUGGCGGCGGCCCCACGCGCGUGCAGGCGGCGCGGGCAGCCGCUCCCAGCGCUGCUGCUGCUGCUGCUGGCGCUGCACCCUCCCGGGGGCCCGCCGGGCGCCGCCGCCUACUUCCCGGAGGAGCGCUGGACCCCGGAGUCACCGCUGCAGGCGCCGCGCGUGCUCAUCGCGCUGCUGGCGCGCAACGCGGCCCACGCGCUGCCCGCCACGCUGGGCGCGCUGGAACGGCUGCAGCACCCGCGGGAGCGCACGGCGCUGUGGGUGGCCACAGACCACAACUUAGACAACACGUCCACGGUGCUGCGGGAAUGGCUGGUGGCCGUGAAGAGUUUGUACCACUCUGUGGAGUGGCGGCCAGCAGAGGAGCCCAGGUCCUACCCGGAUGAGGAAGGCCCUAAACACUGGUCUGAUUCUCGCUAUGAGCACGUCAUGAAGUUGCGCCAGGCAGCCCUGAAAUCGGCUCGGGACAUGUGGGCCGAUUACAUCCUGUUUGUGGACGCAGACAACCUGAUUCUGAACCCUGACACGCUCACCCUGCUUAUCGCGGAGAACAAGACGGUGGUGGCGCCCAUGCUGGAUUCCCGGGCUGCGUAUUCCAACUUCUGGUGUGGGAUGACUUCUCAGGGCUAUUACAAGCGCACUCCUGCCUACAUCCCCAUCCGAAAGAGGGACCGCAAGGGCUGCUUUGCGGUUCCCAUGGUGCACUCGACCUUCCUGAUAGACCUGCGGAAGUCGGCCUCCAGGAACUUGGCCUUCUACCCUCCACACCCUGACUAUACCUGGUCCUUCGAUGACAUCAUCGUUUUUGCCUUCUCCUGCAAGCAGGCAGAGGUCCAGAUGUACGUGUGCAACAAGGAAGUGUAUGGCUUCCUGCCGGUGCCGCUGAGGUCACACAGUACCCUUCAGGAUGAGGCCGAGAGCUUCAUGCACGUGCAGCUGGAGGUCAUGGUGAAGCACCCACCCGCAGCGCCCUCCCGGUUUGUCUCUGUCCCCACCAAGACGCCGGACAAGAUGGACUUUGACGAGGUUUUUAUGAUCAACCUGAAGCGGCGUCAGGACCGGCGGGAACGCAUGCUGCAGGCACUACAGGUGCAGGAGAUCCAGUGCCGACUGGUGGAGGCUGUGGACGGCAAAGCCAUGAACACUAGCCAGGUGGAGGCGCUGGGCAUCCAGAUGCUUCCUGGCUACCGGGACCCCUACCAUGGGCGGCCCCUCACCAAGGGCGAGUUGGGAUGCUUCCUCAGCCACUAUAACAUCUGGAAAGAGGUCGUGGACCGGGGACUGCAGAAAUCGCUUGUGUUCGAGGACGACCUGCGCUUUGAGAUCUUCUUCAAGAGGCGACUGAUGAACCUCAUGCGGGAUGUUGAGAGGGAGGAUCUAGACUGGGACCUCAUCUACGUGGGCCGGAAGCGGAUGCAGGUGGAGCACCCUGAGACGGCUGUGCCCCGUGUGAGGAAUCUGGUGGAGGCUGACUACUCCUACUGGACACUGGCCUACGUGAUCUCUCUGCAAGGCGCCCGCAAGCUGCUGGCUGCCCAGCCACUCUCCAAGAUGCUGCCUGUCGACGAGUUCCUGCCAGUCAUGUUCGACAAGCACCCAGUGUCCGAGUACAAGGCCCACUUUUCCUCCCGCAACCUGCGCGCCUUCUCGGUGGAGCCCCUGCUUGUGUACCCUACACACUACACAGGGGACGAUGGGUACGUGAGUGACACAGAGACCUCAGUCGUGUGGAACAACGAGCACGUCAAGACUGAUUGGGACCGUGCCAAAUCUCAGAAGAUGCGGGAGCAGCAGGCAUUGAGCCGUGAAGCCAAGAACUCGGACGUGCUGCAGUCCCCGCUGGACAGUGCUGCCCGGGACGAGCUCUGAGGGGCAGCAGCCGAAACACCAAAGCCGCCAUCGCUGUCCCAGCCUCCACGUGCGGCUCCAUGGCGAGCCUCAGAGGGCUCUCCACGCAGGGUGGUAUCCAGCCAGCUCUUGCUCAGCAAUCAUGUGCACGCACACAGCAUUCAUGGCAUGCCUACUGUGUGCCAGGAACAGGGCUUGGAACCGGGGGAUUGAGUGGAAACAGGCCAUCAUUCGUUUCUCCGUGUGCUUGCCAUUUUGAAAGCAUUGACUGUGUACCAGGUUCAUGUGUGAUGGCAGUGAACAAGGAAUACUUAUUCCCUCGGUCAGUGAUUAAUUCAGUCAUCAAGCAUUAUUGAUUCCCCCAGCAAGAAUCAGGUACUAGUGAUACCCAUUCGUUUUUUUUAAUUAAUUCAAAUAUUUAUUGAAUGCCUACUACAUGUUGGGCACCACUUCAGGCUCUGGGAAUAUUGAGAUAAACAAGACACUUUCAUUCAUUUAUUCAAACACAUGUCAAGCACCUACUGUGUGCCUGGGACUUGUGACACAAAAGUGCUUAUUGACUCAGUGCACUUAUUGAGUGCCUGCUGUGUGCUGGGAGCUGAGCUGAGUGCUGGGAUGGAGAUAAAUAAGGUGCUUUCCAUUCUUUAACUGGUUUCUUCUCCAUACAUCUGAAGAGUAUUUACUGUGUGCCAGGCAUUAGUGAUACAAAACAGUGUGACAGUUGCUCAGUCAGCGUUUCAUCACCCACGUGUGCGGGGUCACAGAGAUGAACAAAAUGAGUUCCUUCAUUUCUCCAUGCAGUAGAUAUUUACUGAGCACCUACUAUGUGCCAGAAUUUAUGGUUCAGUGAGUCCUUGUUCAUCCCCGUCACCUGAGCAGACAAUACCCUCCCAUAACCCAGGAGGGAGGGUGGAUCUUUUCUCACCAGGGGCAGCUGCCAGGUCCCAGCAACCACAUGGCCGCACGCAGGCCCCCUGGCCCUAGCCCCCCUGGAGGGGGCAGGGACGAAGAUGGGGACUGGGUCUCCCCUGCCCACCUUGGUCCUGUUUGCUUGAUCUCCCUGGCCUGCCUCUCAGGUGUGGUCUCUGCCUGCUCAGUGGGGGUCCUCUGUCCAAGCCUUUGGUGGGCUCGUAUGUUUGAGGCCUUCAUGAGCUCAGCUGCAUGGGUGCUGCCCUCAGCCUGGGCAGGUUAUUCCCCAGCCCAGGCUGGAGGACUCUGUGCCUUCAGCCAGAAAUGAAUGUCAGAGCCGGCCAGCAGUGCUUCACUCUUAGGGAUGGAUAGUAACUGCUCACCCGGUUAUGUCCUGGAUAACUUGCUUAUUUUUUUAUUAAAUGUGCCUCGUUGGGUUUCACAU